AUGGCACAGAGUGGAAACGGAGCAGCAAGUGAGAGUGAUGUUACAUCACUUGGUACCGGACAAGAAAUGAACUUUGAUGAUGACACACUGAAAGGUAAAGAUUCUUGCAACUGUUAAUAGUGUAUCACCAAAAGGCCUUUAAUGUAGCAAACUAAGGACAAAUACAAUAACAUAUAAAAACGACAAAAAACCGUCAUUUGCGGAAAACAUUCAACAUACGGAAGUGGUUAAAGAGUCAAAGUCUAAAGUAUCUCUACUAAAGGUGGGUUUUUCAUUUUUUUUUUCAUCUUGAUUGGGCUUUUCGUAGAAUUUCUUUUCGAGUUUAUCACUUGUGGCAUAAUGAAUGGUUGUUUUGGUACUAGUGCUUUAUAUAUAAGUAAAGAUAGUGUCAAUUUACAGCGUUAUACUAAUUUUUUCAGAUCAAACCAUUAUGGCACAGAGUGGAAAAGGAGCAGCAAGUGAGAGUGAUGUUACAUCACAUGGUACCGGACAAGAGCUGAACUUUGAUGAUGACACACUGAAAGGUAAAGAUUCUUACAACUGUUAAUAAUGUUUCACCAAAAGGCCUGUAAUAUAUAGCAAACUAAGGACAAAUAGAAUAAUGACAAAAAAUUGUCAUUUGAUAACAUUCAACGUUUGAUACAUAAAGACUGAAAGUCGUUAAACAUUAUCUCUCAACUGAAGGUGUUUUUCAUUUUUUUAUCUAAUAUUAGUUAAUACUAGUUAAUAUUAAUUUAAAGCUUUUUACCGAUUUUUCCAGAUCAAACCAUUAUGGCACAGAGUGGAAACGGAGCAGCAAGUGAGAGUGAUGUUACAUCACUUGGUAUCGGACAAGAGCUGAAUUUUGAUGAUGACACACUGAAAGGUAAAGAUUCUUACAACUGUUAAUAGUGUAUCACCCAAAGGCCUUUAAUGUAGCAAACUAAGGACAAAUACUAUAACAUAUAAAAACGACAAAAAACCGUCAUUUGAAAACAUUUAAAAUACGGAAGUGGUUAAAGAGUCAAAGUCGACAGUAUCUCUACUAAAGGUGGGUUUUUCAUUUUUUUUUUUUUUUUUAUCUAGAUUAGGCUUUUCGUAGAAUUUCUGGUCGAGUUUAUCACUUGUGGCAUAAUGAAUGGCUGUUUUGAUACUGGGGCUUUAUGUACAAGUGAGGAUAAUGUCAAUUUACAGCUUUAUACUGAUUUUCCAGAUCAAACCAUUAUGGCACAGAGUGGAAACGGAGCAGCAAGUGAGAGUGAUGUUACAUCACUUGGUAUCGGACAAGAGCUGAAUUUUGAUGAUGACACACUGAAAGGUAAAGAUUCUUACAACUGUUAAUAGUGUAUCACCAAAAGGCCUUUAAUGUAGCAAACUAAGGACAAAUAGAAUAACAUAUAAAAACGACAAAAAACCGUCAUUUGAAAACAUUUAACAUACGGAAGUGGUUAAAGAAUCAAAGUCGACAGUAUCUCUACUAAAGGUGGGUUUUUUUUUUUUUUUUUUUUUUUUUUUUUAUCUAGAUUAGGCUUUUCGUAGAAUUUCUGGUCGAGUUUAUCACUUGUGGCAUAAUGAAUGGCUGUUUUGAUACUGGGGCUUUAUGUACAAGUGAGGAUGAUGUCAAUUUACAGCUUUAUACUGAUUUUCCAGAUCAAACCAUUGUGGCACAGAGUGGAAACGGAGCAGCAAGUGAGAGUGAUGUUACAUCACAUGGUACCGGCCAAGAGCUGAACUUUGACGAUGACACACUGAAAGGUAAAGAUUCUUACAACUGUUAA
Messenger RNA from Porites lobata, 1757 nucleotides. Lineage: Eukaryota; Metazoa; Cnidaria; Anthozoa; Scleractinia; Poritidae. The record is from the annotation of a GenBank genome assembly.